Linderina pennispora is the source of this 1380-nucleotide messenger RNA. Its product is annotated as Clp1-domain-containing protein. The transcript is spliced from 2 exons. Gene Ontology annotation, biological process: tRNA splicing, via endonucleolytic cleavage and ligation. Bases 45 to 1295 code for a protein of 416 amino acids. Gene Ontology annotation, molecular function: polynucleotide 5'-hydroxyl-kinase activity. The record is from RefSeq and is a predicted model, not a curated record. Gene Ontology annotation, cellular component: nucleus. Lineage: Eukaryota; Fungi; Kickxellomycota; Kickxellomycetes; Kickxellales; Kickxellaceae.
AUAUUGCAUUCCAACGAGGUUGACGCCUUUACUCCUUUCCUGAAAUGACAGCUGCCAAGGAGCUAAAUGAGGCAGCCAAAGAGUGGCAAUUGAAGGCGGGCGAAGAGUUCCGGUUCGAGGUUGCGUUUAGAAAGACGAUCAAGGUCACGCUUGUGUCUGGGUGUGCCGAGUACUUUGGUGCUGAGCUCGGUCCAACAACAGACUACUCGUUCAGCGGCGAAAACGGGGCGAUAUUCUCUUGGGAGGGGUGCACUCUGCGGGUGGUGGGCGAGUGCCAGUCGGCCUAUGUCGCCGGCGAGACACCCAUGGACUCGUACAUCAAUGUGCAUAUGGCGCUGCAGCAGAAGCGCGUCCAGGCGCACGGUGAUAUCUCUGGUGGCAGCGAUGAAUCAGCCGCAACGCCACGGGAGACACCGCUUUUUGCUGAUCUGGAUCCGCAUGAAGCUACAAUCACGGUUCCUGGCACGUUGUCGGUGACACCAAUCACGCAUGCCAUUAGCAUUGAGGACAGCUGGAUAGGGUACGCGGAGGCAUCAUCAAAUGCACCUCCAGCUACACCGAUCGUGUGGCAGUUUGGGCACGAGCAGCCGACCGACAACGUGCUGCUGUAUAAACUGUUGGUAGAUAGAGUCGCGCAAUCAAUUGACUUGCGGCUGCGCACGGAUCGAUUUGCGGCAGGAUCAGGAUUCGUCGUCGAUACGCGGGGCGUCUCAGAUGCAAGCAAGUACGAAGUGCUCGAGUAUGCAGCCGAAAAGUUGAAAAUCAACGUGCUGAUUGUGGUUGGCAACGAGCGCAUGUACAGCGCGUUUUCGAGCAAAAUGGCUGGCGUGACGGUUGUCAAGCUGGCCAAGUCUGGUGGUGUGGUUGAUCGCGAGCCUGCGUUUCGCCGGCAGUACAACAGCCGCAUUGUCAGGCAGUACUUUUACGGAACCAGCGGCAAUCCGGUAUCGUCGUACUCGACCAUCACAAACUUUGACGACAUCCUGGUUGUGCGCAUUGGCGAAGAUGCACGAGCGCCAUCGUCGACAUUGCCGCUGGGCGAAUCCCGUAUGGUGACUGAUACGAGCGUGCUGGAAGUCACUCCCGACGAGGGCCUCUCGCACUCGAUUCUGGCUGUGACUGACGCCAGGCGGGACGAGGCAAGGGAGGGUGUUGUUGGCAUGCAGGCGCUGGGAUUCGUGAGUGUGACCGGCGUGGAUAUGGCAAAGAAGCGGCUGACGCUGCUGGCGCCUGUUCCUGGCCGACUGCAGAAACCGGUUCUGCUCUAUGGCGGGAUCAAGUGGAUGGAGACAUAAGAUAGCCGCUGAUAGCUCUUGACACUGGAUAUUUGGCUGUGCAAAAUGUAUGACUGAAAACAUCCGGCAGACAUGACGAUCCUGG